Messenger RNA from Jaculus jaculus (lesser Egyptian jerboa), 4064 nucleotides. RefSeq names its product melanotransferrin (gene Meltf). Lineage: Eukaryota; Metazoa; Chordata; Mammalia; Rodentia; Dipodidae. Bases 67 to 2292 code for a protein of 741 amino acids. Gene Ontology annotation, biological process: iron ion transport. Gene Ontology annotation, cellular component: extracellular region; early endosome; recycling endosome. The transcript has 16 exons. The record is from RefSeq and is a predicted model, not a curated record.
CAGGCCCCUUGCCACAGCCAGAUCCACGGGGACCCGACCUGAGCCCAGCCAGCCCGAGACUGCGCCAUGCGGGGCCCGAGCGCGGCUCCGCGGCUGCUCCUGGCCCUGCUCCUGGGCCUGCGCACCGUGCUCAACGGGAUGGAGGUGCGGUGGUGCACUACCUCCGACCCGGAGCAGCAGAAAUGCAACGACAUGAGCAAGGCCUUCCAGGAAGCCCAGGUCCAGCCCUCCCUCCUCUGCAUCCAGGGCACUUCUGCUGACCACUGCAUCCAACUCAUCACGGCCCAGGAAGCUGAUGCCAUCACUCUAGACGGAGGAGCCAUUUAUGAGGCCGGGAAGGAGCACGGCCUGAAGCCAGUGGUGGGAGAGGUGUAUGAUCAAGAGGUUGGGACCUCCUAUUACGCCGUGGCUGUGGUCAGGAGGAACUCCAAUGUGACCAUCAACACCAUGAAAGGCGUGAAGUCCUGCCACACAGGCAUCAACAGGACGGUGGGCUGGAACGUGCCUAUCGGCUACCUGAUCGAGAGCGGCCACCUCUCCGUGAUGGGCUGCGAUGUGCUCAGAGCCGUCAGUGAGUACUUCGGGGGCAGUUGUGUUCCUGGGGCUGGAGAGACCAGCUACUCGGAGUCCCUCUGUCGCCUCUGCCGGGGUGACACCUCUGGACAGGGUGUGUGUGACAAGAGCCCCCUGGAGAGGUACUACGACUACAGCGGGGCCUUCCGGUGCCUGGCAGAAGGGGCAGGCGAUGUGGCCUUUGUAAAGCACAGCACAGUGCUGGAGAACACGGAUGGGAAGACCCUGCCUUCCUGGGGCCAGACACUGCUAUCAAAGGACUUUCAGCUGCUGUGCAGGGACGGCAGCCGUGCUGACGUCACCGAGUGGAGACAGUGUCACCUAGCCCGGGUGCCAGCUCAUGCUGUGGUGGUCCGGGCCGACACCGACGGGGGCCUCAUCUUCCGCUUGCUCAAUGAAGGCCAGCGUCUGUUCAGCCAUGAGGGCAGCAGCUUCCAGAUGUUCAGCUCUGAGGCCUAUGGGCAGAAGAACCUGCUCUUCAAGGACUCCACCUCAGAGCUCGUGCCCAUCGCCACCCAGACCUACGAGGCCUGGCUUGGCCACGAGUACCUGCACGCCAUGAAGGGUCUGCUCUGUGACCCCCACCGGCUGCCCCGCUACCUGCGCUGGUGUGUGCUGUCCACACCCGAGAUCCAGAAGUGUGGAGACAUGGCCGUGGCCUUCAGCCGGCAGAGACUCAAGCCAGAGAUCCAGUGUGUGUCGGCCGAAUCCCGCAAGCACUGCAUGGAGCAGAUUCAGGCUGGGCACGUUGACGCUGUGACCUUAAGUGGCGAGGACAUUUACACGGCAGGGAAGAUGUAUGGCCUGGUCCCAGCAGCUGGGGAGCUCUAUGCUGAGGAGGACAGGAGCAACUCCUACUUCGUGGUCGCCGUGGUGAGGCGGGACAGCUCCGACGCCUUCACCUUGGACGAGCUGCGCAGCAAGCGCUCCUGCCACCCGGGCUUUGGCAGCCCUGUGGGCUGGGAUGUACCUGUGGGUAACCUCAUCCAGAGGGGCUUCAUCCGGCCCAAGGACUGUGAUGUGCUCACAGCCGUGAGUGAAUUCUUCAAUGGUAGCUGCGUGCCCGUGAACAACCCCAGGAACUACCCUUCGUGGCUGUGCGCGCUCUGCGUGGGGGACGAGCAAGGGCGCAACAAGUGCGUGGGCAGCAGCCAGGAGCGGUACUACGGCUGCAGCGGAGCCUUCAGGUGCCUGGCGGAGAAUGCGGGGGACGUCGCCUUCGUGAAGCACACCACUGUCUUUGAGAACACAAAUGGCCACAAUCCUGAGCCCUGGGCUGCCAAGCUCCGGUGGCAGGACUAUGAGCUGUUGUGCCCCAAUGGGGCGCGGGCAGAGGUGGACCAGUUUGAAGCCUGCAAUCUGGCACAGAUACCAUCCCAUGCCGUCAUGGUGCAUCCAGACACCAACAUCUUCACCGUGUAUGGACUGCUGGACAAGGCCCAGAGCCUGUUUGGAGAUGACCACAACAAGAACGGGUUCCAAAUGUUCGACUCCUCCAAGUACCACAGCCAAGACCUGCUUUUCAAGGAUGCUACCAUCCGCACAGUGCCCGUUGGAGAAAAAACCACCUACCUCGACUGGCUGGGGCCUGACUACGUGCUGGCGCUGGAAGGGAUGCUGUCUCAGCAGUGCUCGGGCGCAGCCGCGCCCCGCGGGGCCCCCUUGAUGCCGCUGCUCCUGCUGCCCCUCGCGGCCGGCCUCCUCCCGCGCUCCCUCUGAAGGCGGCUGGGCCAAUCUGGCAGCCUCGGAAUGGAAUGGAGACCUACGCAGAGGCCCGCCGAGGAGGCAGGCCUCGCAGGAAGUCAGUUAACACCGCUAGAGAAGCGUGGGAUGGGAGAGGCAAUGUGAGGAACCACACACACACACACACACACACACACACACACACACACACACAGGACUCUCCGGAUGUACGAUUCUGACCCAAAGAGAACUUUCUGGAAUCCAGAUGAAUGUUAUGGCCUGGCCCCUCUAAGGAGCUCGGCUCCUGGCCCUGGCGACCUGAGGCUGCUGGCAAGCAGCCCAGGCUGGCAGAGCUUCCCACAGACCUGCAGCCUUCCACCUGCAGCUUCCCCAGGCUGGCUGGGGAGGAGGCCAGUUGCCAGGGCAACUGCUGGGCAGGCUUCCCCGGGCGUGGGGCCACCUGGGGAGGUGUGAGCGCCGCCUGCAGGUGCCACUGCCCCUUCUGAGAGGACCUGCCCCACCUCUCUUCCUGAGGGUGCUGUGCCCUCAGGAGGGCAUGCCCUCAGAGGAGACGGGGCUGCUGGACACCUCAUCUUUGUCCUCAUCUUCCGUGGCUCCAGCGGGCCUAGCUUACUGCACAGUAGAUUUUAACCAAGCCCUUUGGAGGGGAGAAGUCCUCCUCCUGAACUGUGAGGAUGGAAUCCUCCAGGGCACCCCCAGAACGAGAAAAUGUUCCCCAGUAAGAAAGCUUGAACAGGGUCGGGGAAGUGUCCUGCCUCACUUCCUUCGGUUGGAAAUGUCCUGCCUUGCAGUGAAUUUCCUACACCAGCUUUAUGUGGUGUUAAGCCACUCCUGGGUUUCCUCUUUUGGAGUUACCUUCUUCCCCGCCCCUCAGCCUAGGCCAGGGCACUUGUCAGUCAGCAGGCAGCCCUAGACCUGGCCAGCGAAAGGCCCUUUUGAAGAGCUGUGCCUGAGGAGAGGCCAAGGUAGUGGGGAGAGCAGGGUCUCCUCUCCUGGCCCCCAUAAGUGGGGUCAGGAACGGUGUCUGCUUCUGACCCCUGUGAAUAUCACCAGAAAGCCCAGAGAAGGCCCUCCACUCCACUCCCCUCCAUUGUGCCACGGUUCUCUGAAGAGCCAGAAAGAAAGUUUCCCAAAAGUGUCAGCUUUUACUCCAAAAAUUUCUCCCUUAAAGAAAAAAAGAGAGAGAGAGAGAGAGAGAGAAGGAAAAGAAAAGAAAUAGGAGCAAGCAGCCCUGUCUGCUGACUGGGAGCUGUGUGGGCAGGGAGCUAUUUGUAUCCUGGCCUGUGGGGGCCUCCAGGAUCCUGAUGACAGGCCAGGAGCCCAGUGGCUUGCCCCCACCUGUGGGUGUCGGGACAGAUCCCUUCUGUCUCUCCGCAGCAAGGGAGGCCCUGGAAGUGUGCUGGCCAGUGCCACGUCAUUCCGAGGAGACCCGGUCACCAUGCUGGGUCAGCCCUCACUCCUCUGCCUUGGUGACCAGCUCUGCCCCCUCUUCACUGGACAGAGCCAGUGACUGAUGACAAGACGAUUGACGUGUUUUUAAGGGAGAUUUGUGCCAUAAAAGUGCAUUUCUAGUGGCUGCCUUGGGCUAGCAAGCUUCCCAGGGUGUGACACCUUGGCUGUGUGUGAAGGCGUGACUCGUGUGAGUGCUGUGUACGUGACGUGACGUGACGUCUGGUGGUCACGUGGCAGUCAGGGGACCACCACUGUGAGCGUUGAUGAAAGAUGUUGGCUCGAUUUUAAAUAAAGCCUAACAGCCCUGCACAUUCACGGGUUGGAUUCUGACGGAA